This is a messenger RNA of Rhagoletis pomonella (apple maggot), 2180 nucleotides long. RefSeq names its product eEF1A lysine and N-terminal methyltransferase homolog. The record is from RefSeq and is a predicted model, not a curated record. The transcript has 11 exons. NCBI's taxonomy places the organism in Eukaryota, Metazoa, Arthropoda, Insecta, Diptera, Tephritidae. Bases 114 to 2141 code for a protein of 675 amino acids.
AAAACCAUCGAUACUAAUUGCAAUUGUCUAUCAAUUUUUCUUAUUUCGUUUUUGCCUUUUUAUCUUGGGACUUGGGACGUGAAAUAAACAAUUUCCAUUUUAUCAAUAAAACUAUGAAUUUAUUGCCCAAAUCACACGAGGAGUUCGCCCAGCCGGAAUACUGGAACUCUUUCUUCACGAAACGUGGCGAGAAGGCUUUCGAAUGGUAUGGCGAAUACUUGGAAUUGUGUGAGCAUAUACACAAAUAUGUAAAAAAUACAGACCAAAUACUAAUGCUUGGUUGUGGUAAUUCACAACUUAGCAUGGACAUGUACGACUCAGGUUUUAGAAAUAUCACCAACAUCGAUAUAUCAACGGUGGCUAUACGUAAAAUGCUGGAGCUGAAUGAACGAAAACGUGUGAACAUGAAAUUCUUGCAAAUGGACGCUACACAAAUGACCUUUGAGGAUGAGUGCUUUUCUGUGGCGUUGGAUAAAGGUACAUUAGACGCGCUCUUUGUCGAUGAUACAUCCGAAGUACAGGCCACAGUGGAGCGUUAUUUCAAUGAAAUUAAGCGCACGAUGCGUAAUGGUGGACGCUACUUGUGCAUAACACUGUUACAAGAACACAUAUUACGUUACAUUUUAAAUUACUUUCCGCGUAAUGGUUUUAUGUUGCGCAUAGUGCAUUGUGCAGACGCAGACCGCGCUAAUCAGGAAAAGAGUGGCGACAAUCCAGAAGUUAUGGCAAUGCCAGUUUUUCUUGUUGUUGCUACCAAAUUUAAGGCCUUACCAAUACCGAUCCUAGAAUUUAGCUUGGGUAAGGACAAAAUGCAACGUUUAUCAAACGCUGAAGAACUUACAAAUGCAGUUGCUGCUGUGCAAAAAGCGGCGCUAAUUUGUAAUGGACUCGCACGUACAAAUAUUGCUGGUCACAACGAGGUUGUGAUGGACUUAUGCCAACCGGGCGAAUCAAAUCCCCGCUACACAGUACAUGUACUAGACCAACCACCGGCAAGGGGGUUGGGUAAAUUUGCUGCCUUUAUAGUACCUCAGGGCAGAGAAAUCGAAUGGCUUUUUGCUACACCUCAGGGACGUAAAAAAUUACAAAAAUCAGCGAAAUUUCAACGCUUAGCUGUUGUAGCACUUCAUCGCGAUCAGGAAUAUAGCUCAUUGGAUAGUGUUAAAGGUGAAUUGGCGGACAGCAUUAAGUGCCUUGCUCCUUUGGGCCUAACGGAACAGAUACCUUUCCUUUCGCUGGGUGCCGAUGUUGGCAAGCGUGAAACCUUAGUAAGCGGGUUUUCGAAAAUAUCUGGCGAAUUCCGCAUUGAAGAAGUGGAGGGAAAUGAUGGCAAAGUAUUUCGGCGUUUGAUUUUCUUGAGUAAUCAAUUUGUAGUACAAUCGGAAGCGUUAGUGAAAACAAUAAAAUUGAAAGGGAAAAAGGAACGCAAGAAAAUUGACUUUGGUUACUUGGCCUGCCAACAUCAUUUAUAUAUGUCCGCAGGUGUGCAGUUGGUCACAGGCUUGAAAAACAACGCCAAUGAGUUUAGAGAUGUCGUAGUGGUGGGUUUGGGCGGUGGUGGACUUUGCAGUUUUUUACAUGCGGCAGUACCCAAUGUACGCCUUACUGCCGUGGAAAUAGAUCCCAUUAUGCUGGAAGUUGCUGAGCAAUAUUUCGAGUUAAAACAAGAUAAUCGCUUUCAUGUCGUUAUCGAUGAUGGUUUAUCCUUUUUAGAAGUUUGCAAAAAUGAAGAAAUCAAAUUCAACGCAGUGUUAUUUGACGUUGACAACAAGGAUCUUUCACUCGGCUUGAGUUGUCCACCAAAAAGUUUUCUGGAACCCGCUGUACUUGACAACAUUAAGUGUAUUAUUGGCGAAAAGGGCAUUUUCAUAUUGAACUUAGUGUGUCGUGAUGACGCGCUACGGGACGAAGCCUUACAGCAAGUGCGUGCCGCCUUUAAAGCCGUCUGCUGUUACAAACUUGAUGAGGACAUUAAUGAAGUUAUUUAUUGUUCGAAUAACGAAAAGUACAAAAGCAUAGCAGAGUGGAAGAGGGAAUUAGGAGCGGCUGCGCGACGUUUGAACAGUACGGCGAAAGAACAAAAACUUAACAGCGAAGAUAUGUUGGAAGUUACAGAAUUCUUAAAUGAUUUAAAGAUUUAAAUUAAUUUAAUAAAGCUAAAUGUACUUUUCAAUUUGCAA